AUGCCUCAAAUCGAAUAUGUCGACAAGUUGGAUAGACAAGUCAAAGAUCUGCUUGCUCUCGUCCACCUUCUUUUAUUUCUUUUUCUCCUCUCAAUGGUCUUGGGAUACGCAAACCUUGGAAUGAGAAUGCAUCGCCGAUUGCAGGAUUACAAACGAAAAGUAGCAAGUGUUUUCCGGGUUGCUUUUAAUGUCAGGUAGUUUCAUAUUUCCAUUUUCAGGUCAAGCGAGGGAAUGAUCCAAGAAUGAUUGUUAUCCAUCGAAUCGAAGGAGCCAACCUAUCCGGAAGCGAAAGGUCGUCAAAGAAAAAGAAGGGGCAAAAAGAGGAAAGGAUCAAGGUUCAGAAGAAAAUCUUCUUUGAGAGUGAUACCAAUACGAAUAAUUAG
Messenger RNA from Bursaphelenchus xylophilus (pine wood nematode), 383 nucleotides. The record is from the annotation of a GenBank genome assembly. NCBI's taxonomy places the organism in Eukaryota, Metazoa, Nematoda, Chromadorea, Rhabditida, Aphelenchoididae.